Messenger RNA from Aaosphaeria arxii CBS 175.79, 2438 nucleotides. RefSeq lists its product as uncharacterized. The transcript is spliced from 7 exons. The coding region runs from base 86 to 2008 and encodes 640 amino acids. Gene Ontology annotation, biological process: intracellular iron ion homeostasis; intracellular copper ion homeostasis; positive regulation of transcription by RNA polymerase II. Gene Ontology annotation, molecular function: copper ion binding; RNA polymerase II cis-regulatory region sequence-specific DNA binding; DNA-binding transcription factor activity, RNA polymerase II-specific. Gene Ontology annotation, cellular component: nucleus. NCBI's taxonomy places the organism in Eukaryota, Fungi, Ascomycota, Dothideomycetes, Pleosporales. The record is from RefSeq and is a predicted model, not a curated record.
CUUUAUAUCUGGAUGAUCACCUUGGCAACGGACUGUACGGACUGGACUGUGCUCAGGGGACGACGGGACGUCCGUCAAUCAUGAUAUGGAGCGUGGGGUUGUGGACAUGGCCGUGCUGGUGGGUGGAGACUUGCUUUUGAUACGCAAUAGUGUGGAUCCGGUACGAAGAAGUACUAGGGAGAGAAAACAGCCCUCGGAAUGGAGGAAAGUUGGAUGGCAAGGAAUCAAGAAAGAGAGAGAACAGGUACCAGUAGGUGGUGACGAUGACGAUGUGUUGCCUCUCUUCAAAGUGUACAGUACGGAGUACCCCAGUAGAUCGGUACAGUUCAGUGAAUACAGCACCGUGCAAUGUAGUGACGGGAUACAGUGUGGAGUACCUAUCAGAAUUGAUACUGAUUGCCCUCUCCGCUGUCGCUUGUUGACUCUGGUCAUCGCCUCUGCCGCCCCGUGGGCCUUGGUCGCCUACUUUCGCGCUUCAACGUACAACUCUCUCUUCCUCUACGCUACGAGCCAACCUUCGCCCGGCAGUGACCGCCAGGGCCACCGCGUGAGCGGCUGCAUGCACACUGAUCGCGAACUGCACCACAUCAACCCGAAGGGUCGUCCUGUCAAGCAAUGCGAGCACUGUCGCGGCGCUCGCAAGUCCAAGUCUCAUCACGCCAAGUGUGACUGUGGCGAUAAGAAAGACAAGGACAAGCACAAAGACAAGGGCGACGCGAAGGGUAUGGAGAAUGCUAGUGUCAGUGUCGACGAUUCUAAUCAUGCUUCAGGAACUGAUGAUAGCUGUGGUUGCCAUUCUGGCUCAAAAUGCAUCUGUGGCGGGAAGAAAGAUCCCCUCGAUCUCAAGGUCGACACUGGAAAGCAGACACUCCAUGCAGCACGUACGAAGCCCAAGCUUACGGCUACUCAAUCUGAGAGCACGUUGACUGUCUUCGCCAAUGGCCACCACAAGCCUUGUCACAGGAACAACAACACGGCUCACAUUUCUGGGGCUCCGUAUAACUACAAGCAUGGUCGUCCUCACACUCUCCACGGACACGCUGCAUUCGCUUCGUACACGCAAGGCAACACCUGCGGACAGCCCGAUGCUAAGGCGCAGCGUGCGUUGGACACUCAUUCCUUGUCCAACAACGACUUCUACGCCUUCCUUGGCUCUUCUCAGCGUUCGACCGACAAUGUUCCUGUUGCACCUUUGACCGCUGGCCUCGACAACAACACGUUCCAAGAAUCUCUGUUCAAUACACAGAGUACCGCGUUUGGCCAAGAUGGCAACUCUCCGGGUGACAGCCCCUUGGGCGACGCUCUGUCCGCGCAACAGUGGCCCUGGUCCAACAACAUGGCCAACAUUACUCGCAGCUUCGGCUUUGGCAGUCUUUCUACAUCUCCUUCGCAGGAUUGUCUUACCAACAUGGACAACGACUGGGCUAUCCAUUCUGCUGGUCUCAACAACCCUAUCUGGUCUGCUGGCGAUCUCCCGCUCAACCCUAGCAAGCUGAAUGAUACCUUGACCCAGCCUCCCAGCAACCCAGGCCUGACCAAUGCUUCCUCUGCCCACUCGGAGAUUGGCGAGCCAACCUUGUUUGGGGAUCUGGAAUUCCAUAAGAAUGCUCAGUCUGCCAUGGGAGACAUGGACCUUGCGAAGCCUCCACCAUCUGCUGCCAGUGAAACUCUUUUCUGGGAGGACAGCCCUGCAUUCCGCAUUGCGACCUCUGGACCCAGCGUUUCUACUAUGAGUGGAUCUAUGGGGAUUUCUGCACCCCUCCCUCUGUCAACGGCCUCACCUGAGGGUACAGGUAUCGACCUCGACUUUAUGAGGGGAUUCAGUUCCGACCUUCUUGCCGCCACCGGUGCAAAGGACAUCGCCGUUUCGUUCCCAGACAACUUGUACAACGAACCACGUGCAAUUGCGAUCCCCAAUACCCUCGAUGAACUGGGGUCGAGCGAGCCCUGGAUAUCAGAUUUCGAGCUCGACCUCAGCAAGCCCAAUUACCAGUUCGCAUGGCAGUAGUGGCCAGGAACUGCAUUGUAAAUCGAAUCUUGAUCGCAUCUUACGACUACAUGAUUCAUGAUUACUGCAGGAUACCACUGUGUUCCGGGAUAGAGCCUGUUCAUAUCUCCGUACUUUUGCGUUUUCCUCUUCGUUUCUCUAGACUUCGGUCACUUGUGAAUAUUACGAUCCGGCCCGAAUCAAUUCAUUUGAUGCCGCGUUCGAGGCCAUGUUUCAUACACGAUAUUUUUUGUGUGUUACCAGCUGCACACCAGCAUACGUACAUACAUGUAGGGUGUUGGGCAUAGCACUUCCCAUUGCGAUGGGAUGGGUUAGUUGCAUGACGGGGGGCAUCUUUUGACUAAAAUUUUCAUAGACCAGGCAUUGGCGUUUGACUACUACAUAACGACCGCACUUGAAUGAAAAAAAGAAAUUCUAUAUACAAACAUCU